CCAAAAGCGGUCAUUUCGAUUUGCGCAAACCGCACGGGAACGUUUUCGCUAUGACUUCAUAUUGGUUCUACCCUGUGGCUCUGUUAAUUUCAGUUCUUCUUCACGCUAUUCACAAAUCAAAGAGAAAUUCCAAACCACCGAGAUGGAGGAACGUCCCACCAGCGACAGAACGCGUUCUCGUCAUCGGCGCUUCAUCAGGUGUGGGGAGAGAGAUCGCCCUUCGGUAUUCCCGCCGAGGAGCCGGUGGAAUUGCCAUUGUUGGGAGAAGAAAGGAAGAAUUGGGAGCUGUGAAGAGGGAGUGUGAACUGGUGGGUCAAGUCGUGAACCCCACACCCCGCAAUGAUUGGAUUGCGCAUCGUUUGGCGCUGGCUGAGACCCGUUGAAUGAUAUGUCUGCUUUGGGUAUUUCAGCUGACGAAAUCUCCGGUGUUGGCGAUUGCUGCGGAUUGUUCGGUCAUUGAGGACGUGUCAAGUCUGGCCCGCCAGAUCGAGAAAGCAUGGGGAUGGUUUGAUACGUUGAUUAUAUGUGCAGGCGUUUCAAGCGUGCGGCCAGUUAUGGACAUUGCUGGGUAUCGACACUCGACUCAUGACGAGAGUGGGACGUAUGAUACAAGCGAUGGGGUUCAGAAGGUAAAUGACGUGAUUGAGCGUUCGUUAAAAGGGAAUUUUCUUGGGCCUGUUCU
Messenger RNA from Cantharellus anzutake, 682 nucleotides. RefSeq lists its product as uncharacterized. The record is from RefSeq and is a predicted model, not a curated record. The transcript has 3 exons. The coding region runs from base 51 to 383 and encodes 110 amino acids. Lineage: Eukaryota; Fungi; Basidiomycota; Agaricomycetes; Cantharellales; Hydnaceae.